AAAAGAGUGAGGCAGUCAUUAUCAUCCCUGCUGAAGCUGCUCCAGCCCCAGCUGCCUCAGAGUCACCUGCUCCACCAGCAGAAAGCAGCCAAAGCCCAGAAGUCGUGCCUGUCGGGACCCAGCCAGAAGAGCCUCUGGACCCUAUCGGGCUCUUUGUGACCCGACCCCAGGAUGGAGAAGUCACUGUCGGUGGCAACAUCACGUUCACUGCCAGAGUGGCAGGGGAGAGCCUGCUGAAGAAACCAAUGGUGAAGUGGUUCAAGGGAAAAUGGAUGGACCUGGGAAGCAAAGUGGGGAAACAUCUGCAGCUGCACGACAGCUAUGACCGAAAUAGCAAAGUUUACACCUUUGAAAUGGAAAUCAUAGAAGCAAACAUGACUUUUGCAGGAGGGUACAGGUGUGAGGUGUCUACCAAGGACAAGUUUGAUAGUUCUAACUUCAACCUGACAGUCAAUGAAGCACCAAUAACUGGAGACUUGGAUAUUCGCACUGCCUUCCGACGCAUGAGCAUGGCAGGAGGGGGGAGACGGAUGACUUCAGCCUUUCUCAGUACUGAGGGACAUGAAGAAGGUGGAGAGUUUAAUUUUAGCACCCUGCUGAAAAAGAG
Apaloderma vittatum (bar-tailed trogon) is the source of this 607-nucleotide messenger RNA. RefSeq names its product myosin-binding protein C, cardiac-type-like. Lineage: Eukaryota; Metazoa; Chordata; Aves; Trogoniformes; Trogonidae. The record is from RefSeq and is a predicted model, not a curated record. The transcript has 7 exons. Gene Ontology annotation, molecular function: myosin heavy chain binding. The annotation marks the transcript as partial.